CGAGGUCAUGCCAGCUGUUUGAGUGCUACAGUUCAGUUCGUUUCGUCGUAAGUUACCCCAUUCGCUUCAAACUGGAAUCUCAAUUGAACAAUGGCAGGAGAAAGCAAAAACCUAGCUGCCCUUCUUCGUAAAAAGGGGGACCUUGAAGUGGUAGAAGUGGAAAAACCUUCACCUGGUGAAAAUGAGGUUCUACUUGCUAUUGACUCAGUGGGGAUUUGCGGUUCAGAUGUUCACUACUGGACUCAUGGAGAAAUUGGAGAUUUUAUCGUGAAAGCACCAAUGAUAUUGGGACAUGAAUCAAGUGGAGUAGUGGCAGCCCUUGGUAAAGGGGUCAGUACUCUUAAAGUUGGUGACAGAGUGGCCAUUGAACCAGGUGUACCAUGUAGACAAUGUGAUUACUGCAAAGGAGGAAGAUACAACCUAUGUCUUGAUAUGGUGUUUUGUGCCACACCCCCAGUGCAUGGGUCUCUGGCAAACUAUUAUUGCCAUGCAGCAGAUUUUUGUUACAAACUUCCUGAUCAUGUGAGUUUCGAGGAAGGUGCUCUUUUAGAGCCGCUGUCUGUUGGUGUUCAUGCAUGCAGACGUGCUGGGGUCACCCUGGGGAGUAAAGUACUUGUGUGUGGCGCUGGUCCUAUUGGUCUGGUGAAUCUACUGACAGCGAAAGCCAUGGGUGCAGCUAAAGUCAUUAUCACAGAUAUAGACCAGGGCAGACUGGAUGUAGCCAAGCAGAUAGGAGCUGAUUUUACAGUGUUAGCAGACAGCAAAGAUGGACGUGAAAUGGCAAAGAAAAUAGAAAGUACACUAGGUUGUAUGCCAGAUAUCUCAAUUGAAUGUAGUGGUGCACCAUCUAGUAUUCAGACUGGGAUUUAUGCAACAAGAUCUGGUGGAGUUUUGGUUCUUGUUGGAUUAGGACCAUCAGAUGUGACUUUACCAAUAGUGAAUGCAGCUGUGCGAGAGGUCGAUAUCAGAGGAAUCUUUAGAUAUGCAAAUUGCUAUCCAACUGCAUUAGCAAUGAUUGCAUCUGGUAAGGUGGAUGUCAAACCUCUGGUAACUCAUCGGUUCACACUGGCUAAAUCAUUAGAUGCAUUUGAGACAGCCAGAACUGGUGCAGGGGGAGCCAUCAAAGUCAUGAUCAAGGUGGCAAAUAAAUAACGCUGCAGGAAAUUCAUUAAAACAAAAUGACUGUAGUUUGAGGACACUAUGUAAAUUUGUUGAUAGGAUUUUCAAUCUCCAAUAUAGUCAAUUGAGUAAUUGUAAAACUUAUUUUUUGAGCAUUUUUACUCAGGUUUUGGCUUGCCAAAGUUUCCUCUGAGCUUGUUCUCUUUGACCCAUCAAUGCUAAAUGGGUCACAGCUGGUGAAUACAGAAUAAAUUUAUCUUGGAUAGUAUAAUCGCUUGUACAAAUCAACACUUCGGAUUCGUACAUAUUUUAUGAAUUAACAGAAAUAAGACAAUGUGUCAACACUUAGCAAGGUAAUACAAUAAAAUAUCACUGUCAAACUUAAUAGUUAUUAUCAUCUCGACAGUUUUGUCACACAUUUUCUGAGUUUACAAUUAAACUUGUACAUUCUAUAUGUAAUGUUACAUAUACAGUAGUGUGAUAUUUAAUGCUGGUUUAAUCUCCUGACAUAUGUGGUGCUGAUAUCAUCAGUGCACUGAAAUAUAGACACUGGGUUCAAUGUAUAAGGGCAUUAUAUUGAAUUCUGAUGCUGCAGAACUUAUCACAAUGUCAACAUAGUAAUAUAUGGUCACUACAACAACAGAAAAGGCUGCAACUUUAGACGAUUUUGAAUGUCUGUUUGAUAAAUUAAUACUAAAUGCAGUAUUUUGAAUCCAAUCAUGGUACCGAAUUAUGUACUUUUGUAUUGUUUAUGUUCUUUUGACUCUAUUUACAAGAAUUCUUAGACUUUCCUAAAUUGGAAUGGAGUUUAGCUUUGAAACAUCCAUCACAACUUUAAAUCCAAUUUCUGGAUUUAUUUUUAAUUCCUUGAUUUUUGACUUAGAGAAUAGAGAUAUAUAAUGAUGUACUUGUGACUAAAGGAAUCAAAGGUUGCUACGGAGUUGACGUUAAUUGAGUGUUUUUCAGAAUUGCUCUAGGAUCAAAAGCUAGAUGUUUACAAAUUUAAGAUUGUAUUACUGUAAACUGAGGAACAUUUUUAGGGGAAUAUGUUGGUGUAAUAUCGAACACACUGUAUUCAUUCAGAGAUAUAUUUAAUCCUGUAAUAAUAUUCUUAAUGCCCAUGUACAAAUGAAAUAAAGUACCGGUAGUCAAAAAUA
Messenger RNA from Saccoglossus kowalevskii, 2276 nucleotides. RefSeq names its product sorbitol dehydrogenase-like. NCBI's taxonomy places the organism in Eukaryota, Metazoa, Hemichordata, Enteropneusta, Harrimaniidae. Gene Ontology annotation, biological process: D-sorbitol catabolic process. The record is from RefSeq and is a predicted model, not a curated record. Gene Ontology annotation, molecular function: zinc ion binding; L-iditol 2-dehydrogenase (NAD+) activity.